This is a messenger RNA of Esox lucius (northern pike), 2484 nucleotides long. RefSeq names its product G-protein coupled receptor. NCBI's taxonomy places the organism in Eukaryota, Metazoa, Chordata, Actinopteri, Esociformes, Esocidae. The record is from RefSeq and is a predicted model, not a curated record. The transcript is spliced from 2 exons. Gene Ontology annotation, biological process: G protein-coupled receptor signaling pathway. The coding region runs from base 131 to 1228 and encodes 365 amino acids. Gene Ontology annotation, cellular component: membrane. Gene Ontology annotation, molecular function: G protein-coupled receptor activity.
UUCAUCAUGUUAAUUUAGGUGAAAGAAUUUUGAGAGCAUGGAGGUUGAUAGUGUUAUUUGAGUUUUGCACAGUAAGGUGACAAUUGUGUAAUAGCCUAUAACCGACAGAGGCCCAAGUUUGUGAAGGACAAUGUUCGCAACUGUCAGUUUGUCUGCGUCUGACGACACUAACCAUUCCAGCACAGAUCCGCAAACGCUUCUUAAAUCGCACUGGCCAAUUAAAAUAACUAUAAUAUCCGUCUUAGGAGCGAUGAUUACGUUAGGGAAUAUUGCAGUUAUUAUGGUGAUUUCUUCAUCCGUGUCCGGUUGGUCGAGGAAUUCUCGAUACUUUUUACUGUCACUCACCGGUGCUGAUUCGGCGUUUGGACUGAUCAUUACGCCUUUGAAUUUGUGCGUUAGUCUCAUGAAGGACUACAGCGACGGUCCAGACUUCCUAUGUCAUAUUGUGGCUUUCUUCAACGCCACGGUUUAUUCGACAUGUAUGUACACACUGGCUACCAUAAGUCUGGAACGAUACAUUGCAGUGUUUUACCCGCUGGUGUACUCCUCCCUGAUGACCAGGAGAAGAACGCUGCUGCUUAUCGGUUUUGCAUGGUGUUUCCCUCCUAUUUUACUCGUACCAAUAUCUUUUCCAAACGGUAUAAUUGAGGUCCACUUUUCUACGGCGUCACUGGUAUGCAAUCCAUCGUACUCUACUAACGUUGGGUACUCCAUAGCGUUAAUAUGCUUCAUCUUCUUCCCGUGCUCAAUCGUCAUGACAUACGCAAACCUGUGCCUAUGGUUGGCUGCAAAAAGGCAGCGGGUGAAGAUGCGCACACAACACUUAGGUCGCCUCAACCGACCCAACGUAGCCGCCAGGGUGCUUGUUCCUGUGAUGACGGUGUACUACACAUGCUGGACUCCAUGCAUGGCUACAAUUAUCUACAAUGCCAUUUCAGGCCGCCAAGUUCCAGAGUGGAUGGAGUUUGUGGUGGUGUGGCUGCCAACCUCCAACGGUUUCCUCAAUUGCAUCUUCUACUUCUGGAUCAACCUUAGCUUCCGUAGAAAGUUCUACAUGCUCUUCCAUCGACUGUGUCUGACCGUGUGCCCAGAUGUGGCCAAGGCCCUGGGCUGCACAGACAGCUUACAGCCUGGAAUAUGGGACAAUAACAACUCAAUCCCUGAACGCUCCUCCAGUGUUUCAUCAACCUGCACUCUAAUCACCCUGGCUGAUGACACUUCCUUCUGAGGUAUGAAACACCUAAAUGACAUGGGGCUCACAUUAUAUGAUGACUAGUUACACAUAGAGUGGCAAGGAGAUAUCUAUGUUCUUUGGGCUUUGAAGCAUCUACUUCCUACCUCUUACCAUGCAGAUUUUGUUAUUUCAAUGUUGUUGUUUUUUUUUUUUUUUAACAGAAUUAAACCCCAUAAACAUUUGUAAUUUAAUUUAUCCUCAAUUGACAGUAUUUGGUCCAGGCCGGAAUGUAGAAACAAUUCUGUAUAUAAUUAUUUUUAAAAUUUUUACAUUUUACUACAUUUACUGUCACGCCAAGGGUUGUUAAGAUUCCAUGCAUAAGCAGUGAAGACCUUGUAAACCAAAUUUUUACUGUAGUUAUUCUUUUGUCCAUAUGAUUGUAACUCACGUCCAGCCCUGUCUCAAACAUUGUUUGAACUUACAUUAUCAGUGUUUUACAUGAAGCUAUGAUUUUAUCUUUGUCUACAAACCAUGUCUAAAUAAUAUUUAAUUAGUGCAAUUGAUAUUUAAACAUCAAACUAGAAAAACUUCAGUAGGAAAUGUUUACAAGGUCUUUGAUUGGACUCAGUCAAGCGGGCCAUCUACUCUUUGCUUCAAUAUCUUUUCUAUCAAAGGCUUAGCUAGCAGCCUUGCAAGGUUAACCUUUGAGUCACAACAUUUCAUGUGCAGAGAGAAAUGUAAUUAUACAGCUACAGUUUAUAAAGGUUAGCUCCACAGUCAUGUCAAUUGAAGUUACCAUUUCCCUCCCAAUUUAUGGUCCUGUUUUUUUAAAGCAGUUAAGACUGAAAAACAAUUUCUGCUAGUGUCUGCCCUACAGCUCUUUUACACUGUUUGGAACUUUCCAUGGUAAUGUUGACAGUUCAGUGGUAUUUGUUGUGAAAUACACCUCGUUUGUCCAAGAUCUGAAGAUAUGGUUUGCAAUAAUGACAUUUGAAGAGGUGCUUGAAAUGUUGGCCAGCCAGGGCUUGAUUUUAGCCUUCAUUAAAUGGUUAAUUUGCACUUUACCAAAAGUACCUUAGAUAAAAAGACAAUUUCUUUACAAAACACUAUUGGCAUGUUCAGAUAUAACCACUAUUCAGACAGUGACCAAAGGGUUACUGGAUUGAAUCCCUGAGCCAGUCCAGCAUUUCUAAGAAAGGUGGUUAACAUUGCAGUUGAAAGGGAAUAUUGUAUGAUGUUUCAUAUUGAAAAUUGACCCAAAAAGUAUUGUAAAAUAUUUCCCCUUGUUAAAUUGAACUUUAAAUAUAAAA